Molecule: messenger RNA, 1613 nt
Organism: Rhipicephalus sanguineus (brown dog tick)
Lineage: Eukaryota; Metazoa; Arthropoda; Arachnida; Ixodida; Ixodidae
Product: protein-L-histidine N-pros-methyltransferase
Exons: 1
Coding region: 15-653 (212 amino acids)
Molecular function (GO): protein-L-histidine N-pros-methyltransferase activity
Source: RefSeq, a predicted model, not a curated record
UGGGGCGUGGCUCAAUGUUUGUCUUCUCGAUGAGCCAGUUCCUGCGGCUUCUGCGCCUAGGGGCGGACUCGCCGAAGUUGCCGCUCUUCGGCUCACUACUGGACGUGGGUGCGGGCGACGGCAACGUGACGGCAGCCAUAGCGCCCCUGUUCGGCCAGGUAGACGUGACCGAGAAGUCGCCGUCCAUGCGACGCGUGCUGAGUCGGCGUGGAUUCCGAGUGUUGGACGCUGCGACGCUCAGGCCUGCCGAUGGAGACGACGACGGGGAAGAGCAACUGUACGACGUGGUCUGCUGCCUGAACGUCCUAGACCGCUGCGAGACUCCGCUGGGGCUGCUGCGCACGCUCAGGGCUCGGCUUUCAAACCCCUCGGGCAGGCUGGUGCUUGCGCUGGUGCUGCCGCUGUCGCAGUACGUAGAGUCCGGCAAGUGCGGCGCCAAACCGCUCGAGACACUGUACGUGCGCGGUUCGACACUGGAGCAGCAGGUCCAGUCGCUUUACAAGCACGUGUUGGUGCCUGCUGGGUUCAUCUUGGAGUCCUGGACCCGACUUCCCUACCUCUGUGAGGGCGACCUCGAACAGGCCUAUUACUGGCUGGACGACGUCGUCAUGGUGCUCCGAGCUGCCGACACGCAUGGAGAUGGACCGUCCUGACGCGUUACGCUGUCUAGAACCGAUAGCAUCUAGAACAUCAUUAUUCAAUACAUGGCGCACCGCAGCCUUACUCUUGCAGCAGCUGGGCUUUUUUUUUUCUUUUUUUUUUUUAAGUGAAGUGCGGAUGUAGUACCAGGAGGCAACGGCAGAGGUUCUUUUUUUUUUCAUUGUGCCGAUAGUUGUACUGUAGAGUUUCCUAGAUCGAUUACUAGAGGGGAACUCUGGCGCUAGUGUAUAUGCGAGCUGCAAGCGUGACGGUUCAGCCAGCAUGGGAAUUGUGUGCAGUACGUGGACUUGCCUAAACUUUCACCUUAUUGCUUCAUACGGGUUUUUUACUUUAAAAAACCGGUUAUUUACAACUAUAUAUUAGGCCAUAAAUGCAACUGUUUGUAACAAUAUGCACGUGCACAGAUACUAAUUGCUUCACGCUUUCAGAAAAUACGAACGCUCAGGUACUUAGCAAGAUAGUGGGGUAGUACCGAUGUUGCCUCCUCUACUGAUGCCUAGAUUUAGCAGCAUUUAAAAAGAUGAAGUGUCAGACAAAAAUAGUUUUUAAUGUAAAAAUGUACUAUUGUUACUAGUAGUGAUCUAUAUUUGCCUUCUUCGACGUUAACAAGCACAAGCGCCUUCUAUAUGAUCAAUCAGUAAUCGUUUCCGGUUUCUUUUUCCUGCAGACAACUGCAGUGAUGUGAUUGCUGCGCCAAUUGGGCCAAACUGUGCCAAAAGGUGUUACCUGCUACAUCCUGCUACAUUUCGGCAGAAAUCUCAUCAUUUUUGCCGAGCGUGCUCCAAGACAUCAUUUCUGCAGUCCUUUCGGAGAGAAAAAAAGAAAGAAAGAUGGCAGGCGCUCGGAUUACAUACUUAAGUUAUCGUUGCAAUAAUUGUGGUCAUUGGAGCAGACAUGCGAGAGCUGUGUAGUUAUAAAAAUCUCUCAGGGCCAACAACUAUGUACUAAACAGA